AUGGCACGUGUCAGGACGGGAUUAAUGAGUUCACUUGCGUCUGUCCACCCGGAUGGGGAGGAGAUCUAUGUGAUAGAGGUAUGUUUACCCACACGAUCCUGUGUCCGGACAGGUUGGAACAACACUUGGAACAACCCCUGGCACAACACCUGGAACAACUCCGGGAACCACACCAGGUACUACACCAGGCACAACACCAGGAACAACACUGGGAACAACCCCCGGAACGACGCCUGGAACAACGCCAGGAACAACACCCGGAACAACCCCUGGAACAACUGCUGUAACAACGCCAGGAACAACAUCUGGAACAAACCCUGGAACAACUCCUGUAACAACGCCAGCUACAACAUCUGGAACAACCCCUGGAACAACUCCUGUAACAACGCCAGCUACAACAUCUGGAACAACCCCUGUAGCAACGCCAGCUACAACAUCUGGAACAACGCCACCUACAACAUCUGGAACAACCCCUGGAACGACGCCUGUAACAACGCCAGCUACAACAUCUGGAACAACCCCUGGAACGACGCCUGUAACAACGCCAGCUACAACAUCUGGAACAACCCCUGGAACGACUCCUGUAACAACGCCAGCUACAACAUCUGGAAUGACCACUGGAACGACGCCUGUAACAACCCCAGCUACAACAUCCGGAACAACCCCUGGAACCACGCCUGUAACAACGCCAGGAACAACAUCUGGAACAAACCCUGGAACGACUCCUACCCUGGAACGACUCCUGUAACAACGCCAGCUACAACAUCUGGAACAACCCCUCUAGCAACGCCAGCUACAACAUCUGGAACAACGCCACCUACAACAUCUGGAACAACCCCUGGAACGACGCCUGUAACAACGCCAGCUACAACAUCUGGAACAACCCCUGGAACGACGCCUGUAACAACGCCAGCUACAACAUCUGGAACAACCCCUGGAACGACUCCUGUAACAACGCCAGCUACAACAUCUGGAAUGACCACUGGAACGACGCCUGUAACAACCCCAGCUACAACAUCCGGAACAACCCCUGGAACCACGCCUGUAACAACGCCAGGAACAACAUCUGGAACAAACCCUGGAACGACUCCUGUAACAACGCCAGCUACAACAUCAGGAACAACCCCUGGAACGACGCCUGUAACAACGCCUGCUACAACAUCUGGAACAACCUCUGGAACAACUCCUGUAACAACGCCAGCUACAACAUCUGAAACAACCCCUGGAACAACUUCUGUUACAACGUCAGCUACGACAUCUGGAACAACCCCUGGAACAACUCCUGUAACAACGCCAGCUUCAACAUCUGGAACAACCCCUGGAAAAACUCCUGUAGCAACGCCAGCUACAACAUCUGGAACAACCCCUGGAACAACCCCUGGAACAACUCCUGUAACAACGCCAGCUACAACAUCUGGAACAACCCCUGGAACGACGCAUGUAACAACGCGAGCUACAACAUCUGGAACAACCCCUGGAACAACUCCUGUAGCAACGCCAGAUACAACAUCUGGAACAACCCCUGGAACAACCCCUGGAACAACUCCUGUAGCAACGCCAGCUACAACAUCUGGAACAACCCCUGGAACAACCCCUGGAACAACUCCUGUAACAACGCCAGCUACAACAUCUGGAACAACCCCUGGAACGACGCCUGUAACAACGCCAGCUAAAACAUCUGGAACAACCCCUGGAACGACUCCUGUAACAACGCCAGCUACAACAUCUGGAACAACCACUGUAGCAACGCCAGCUACAACAUCUGGAACAACCCCUGGAACAACCCCUGGAACAACUCCUGUAACAACGCCAGCUACAACAUCUGGAACAACCCCUGGAACAACUCCUGUAGCAACGCCAGCUACAACAUCUGGAACAACCCCUGGAACAACCCCUGGAACAACUCCUGUAACAACGCCAGCUACAACAUCUGGAACAACCCCUGGAACGACUCCUGUAACAACGCCAGCUACAACAUCUGGAACAACCCCUGGAACAACUCCUGUAACAACGCCAGCUACAACAUCUGGAACAACCACUGGAACGACGCCAGUAACAACGCCAGCUAAAACAUCUGGAACAACCCCUGGAACAACUCCUGUAACAACGCCAGCUACAACAUCUGGAACAACCACUGUAGCAACGCCAGCUACAACAUCUGGAACAACCCCUGGAACAACCCCUGGAACGACUCCUGUAACAACGCCAGCUACAACAUCUGGAACAACCCCUGGAACAACUCCUGUAACAACGCCAGCUACAACAUCUGGAACAACCACUGGAACGACGCCAGUAACAACGCCAGCUACAACAUCUGGAACAACCCCUGGAACAACUCCUGUAACAACGCCAGAUACAACAACUGGAACAACCCCUGGAACUACACCAGGCACAACACCAGGUUAG
Molecule: messenger RNA, 2406 nt
Organism: Strongylocentrotus purpuratus (purple sea urchin)
Lineage: Eukaryota; Metazoa; Echinodermata; Echinoidea; Camarodonta; Strongylocentrotidae
Product: mucin-2-like
Exons: 4
Coding region: 1-2406 (801 amino acids)
Source: RefSeq, a predicted model, not a curated record